AUGCCGCACAUACUCAUCGCCUUGAGUCGCGGCUCAGAGAUGCGAGCCCCGGGGCUUUCCCUGCCACCAUCCCACUUUUCUACUCCAAAGUCAGACCCGUCGAGGGAAACAGCGAAUCACUUGGUCUCCGGCGACAAUUCUCAGAGUUCUCGCUGGAGUCCAUCCGGCGGCCACAACUCACUCCAGGGAACUUUUCAAGGCGCAGGAUUGGAAUCCAGAGGUCUUUACCCAGGGCCAUACUUCGACAAAACUCCGAAGGCAGUUUCGGUGCAAGUUGGCUCCCAGUCGUACCUGAUGUGCCGAGUGAAACAACUCGACGAUAAAUCGUCGAUGAAAGUAAGGGUAAUCAGAGCCGGGUUGACCACAGCAGUUCCGUCGUAUGGCUCUGUAGGGAUGACGAUACCCCUCGGGCUCAGGAUCCAUGUGGGGUUUGGCGGAUACGCGGUGAUACGUUGA
This is a messenger RNA of Notodromas monacha, 456 nucleotides long. The record is from the annotation of a GenBank genome assembly. Lineage: Eukaryota; Metazoa; Arthropoda; Ostracoda; Podocopida; Cyprididae.